Molecule: messenger RNA, 996 nt
Organism: Leptomonas pyrrhocoris
Lineage: Eukaryota; Euglenozoa; Kinetoplastea; Trypanosomatida; Trypanosomatidae
Product: putative branch point binding protein
Exons: 1
Coding region: 130-996 (288 amino acids)
Biological process (GO): regulation of mRNA splicing, via spliceosome
Cellular component (GO): nucleus
Molecular function (GO): mRNA binding
Source: RefSeq, a predicted model, not a curated record
GGCGUGACGACACAAACCUUCACGUCCACGACCGACCUUCUUUCGUGAAAGACACUACUCCAUUGUGUAGUAGUUUUUUAUUUGCUGACGCAUUCCGUCUGUUUUCUUUUUUAUUUUUAUUUCUCUAGCAUGCCGAAGGAGACUACCUCGCGGUGGAGCGAUGUCCGCUACACCAAUCUCAACAUCCCCAGCUACGUCCCUUCCGAGGCCCUUGUCGCAGAAGACGGUCAGUUCAUUCGCGCCUUUCUGCUGCGCGUCUUGGCAACGGAUAUGCAGCGCAUGCUGGCCACGCACACCUGCGACGCGUACUUCUGCAACAUCCCCUUGGAGCCCGAGUAUGAUGCGAACGGCAAUCGCACCAACACACCCGAGGACGUCGUGAUGGAGAAGCGGCUGCGCGUGAUGGACGACAUUAGCAAGCUGCUCCGCACCUACGUGGAGCGGGCCGAGUACGCGGCGAACAAAUCCAAAGACAUCAACCACCGCAUCUACUUCACGCACGAGCAGAUCGAAACCGGCGACUACGGCGCCCUCAUUGGUCCGCGCGGACAGGUGCACCAAGACCUGGAGAAGGAAACCAAGUGCCACAUCGUGCUGGUCGGCCGCGGCAUCACGAACCCGCUGAAGGACACGAACCCGAACGCGGCCGCCAUGGCGCUCGAGGACCCGCACGUCCGCAUCACGGCGAAAACGGAGGAGGACCUGCAGAAGGCAGCGGAGAAGAUCGAGUGGAUUUUGUCCGACGAGCCAGACGCGGUCGAAUUCCGCGAAAACAACCGACGACACAUGGCGCAGGUGGACGGCCGCUACGACCCCCGCACGUGGAUGACGGUGGCGGAGAAGAAGAAGGCGGCAGCACAAAAGGCAGCUGCUGCAGCGGGUGCGGGCGAAGGCGGCGCCGAGGUGGGCAAGAAAAGACCACGGGAGGAAGGCGGCGCCGAGGCGGCCGAAGCUGAGGAGGAUGCGGAGCUCAACGAAUUCCUCGAGGACUUGUAG